AUGCCACGUGCUGAAGGCGAUUCUUCUCCAGUCACCAUAUCAUGCACUGAAGCUGUCUGUACUGAGAUGCCCAGUAGGGGGAUGCUAAGUACAUUGGCACGAACAUCGGGCCGUCUGAUCUCCAGACGUGCCCUCUCGUCAGCGGCUCAAAUGGAUGCUCAUGCGCAAGUCAUCGAUGAACAGAAACCAAUGGAAGAGCAAAGCAACCCAUCGUUCUUCAAGAUGGUUGACUACUACUUUGACAAGGGAGCGACCGUAAUUGAGCCAAAAUUAGUAGAAGAGAUGAAGUCGAACUCAAUGAGUCUCAAAGAUAAGAAGAACCUCGUCAGCGGUAUCCUUAAGUCAAUUAAGCCAGUGAACAAGAUCUUGUACAUAACUUUCCCUAUUCGUCGUGACAACGGAGAGUUCGAAGUGAUCGAGGCAUGGCGUGCACAACACUCCGAACACCGCACUCCUACCAAAGGAGGUAUCCGUUACUCGCUUGACGUGUGCGAGGAUGAGGUGAAAGCGUUGUCAGCUCUGAUGACCUACAAAUGUGCUGUUGUCGAUGUGCCAUUCGGUGGAGCGAAGGGAGGUGUGAAGAUCGAUCCGAAAACCUAUACCGAUUACGAGAUUGAGAAGAUCACUCGUCGUAUCGCUAUUGAGUUCGCCAAGAAGGGCUUCCUUGGACCCGGAGUUGACGUACCAGCACCUGACAUGGGAACCGGAGAACGUGAAAUGGGUUGGAUCGCUGACACCUAUUCGCAGACCGUCGGCCAUCUUGACCGAGACGCGUCCGCCUGCAUCACUGGAAAGCCAAUCGUUGCUGGUGGUAUCCACGGACGAGUAUCUGCAACUGGCCGAGGAGUAUGGAAGGGUCUUGAGGUGUUCUGCAAGGAAAAGGAAUAUAUGGACAAGGUUGGACUUGCACCUGGACUAGCAGGAAAGAAAAUUAUUAUCCAAGGUUUCGGUAAUGUAGGAUUGCACACCAUGCGAUACUUGCACAGAGCCGGAGCCAAGAUCAUUGGAGUACAAGAAUGGGACUGCGCAAUUCAAAACCCUGAAGGUAUUCAUCCUAAAGAACUUGAGGAUUGGAGAGACCAGAACGGAACCAUCAAGAACUUCCCCGGUGCCAAGAACUUCGAACCAUUCACUGACCUCAUGUACGAGAAAUGUGAUAUCUUUGUUCCGGCUGCUUGCGAGAAGGCCAUCCACAAAGAAAACGCCAACAGGAUCCAAGCUAAGAUUGUCGCCGAAGCUGCCAAUGGACCUACCACCCCUGCUGCCGAUAAAAUUCUUCUCGAGCGUGGCAACUGCCUCAUCAUCCCUGACAUGUAUGUGAACUCCGGCGGUGUGACUGUAUCCUACUUCGAAUGGCUAAAGAACCUCAACCAUGUCUCUUACGGCAGACUUAGCUUCAAAUAUGAUGAAGACUCCAACAGAAUGCUUCUUCAGUCCGUACAAGAAUCCUUGGAAAAGGCUAUCGGCAAAGAAGCUCCAGUAACACCAAACGACGCGUUCGCAUCCAAGAUUGCUGGAGCUAGCGAGAAGGAUAUUGUCCACUCGGGUCUCGAAUACACAAUGACACGUUCCGGUGAGGCCAUCAUCCGUACCGCUCACAAAUACAACCUCGGCUUGGAUAUUCGUACUGCCGCCUACGCUAAUUCGAUUGAGAAAGUCUACAACACGUACCGAACAUUGGGUUUCACCUUCUCAUAA
Molecule: messenger RNA, 1698 nt
Organism: Necator americanus (New World hookworm)
Lineage: Eukaryota; Metazoa; Nematoda; Chromadorea; Rhabditida; Ancylostomatidae
Exons: 13
Coding region: 1-1698 (565 amino acids)
Biological process (GO): L-glutamate catabolic process
Cellular component (GO): mitochondrion
Molecular function (GO): L-glutamate dehydrogenase (NAD+) activity
Source: RefSeq, a predicted model, not a curated record